CAACGGUUGUCGUGUCGAUCGCAUCACGUGUAUUAAUUCUUUAUUCAAAAAUUGUGUAUAAUUCAUAAGGAAUAAGCAUCGAAAAUAGUGUAGAAUUAUUAUUUAGAUGAUUUAAAUGAAGUGUGUGCGUUAAAUUACCAAAAUAAAGUGACAUUUCGUGGUAAACUUCUAUGUUGUGUUUCAAGUACGAUCAAAACAAAGUUGCACUGACGUCAACGUGUUUGUUCAUUCUAAUUGGAACCUUAUGUGCAGUGAAUACCGUUCAAGACUGUUUGGCAGUCGUUUAUGAGAUUAUAUGUCUUUGUUAGUUACGAAGUGUUUGAAUACUAUGAACCUUAUAGAGAGGUUGAUAAAGGAGGUUGGGAGCAGACCUGUAUUGUGGAACAGAUAUGACAAUGAUUACAAUAACAGAUCGGCUAUGGAUAAAGAGUGGGAAAGAAUCGCUGGAUUGUUGAACAAAGAUAAAGAUUUCGUGAAACAAAAAUGGCGGAACUUGAGAGACCAAUUUCAAAGAGAGUACAAGAAAGUAAAGGUACCUUUCGGCAACCCUACCAAGCCUUACAUUCACUACUACAGAGGUAAAUGGAUAUACUUCGAACAAAUGCUGUUCCUAAAGGAAUGCGAAUUACCACAACCAGAGUCAGAAAUACAAGAAGUAGAAAGUAUAAAAGAAGAAAUAAUUGAGUUUGAAGAUAACAACGUGUUUGGUAAUCAAGUUGAUUAUAAUAAUGAUUCGGAUUAUAUUGAAAUAGAAGCUUCAAUGUCUUCUAAUAAUGAAGAACAGGAAUCACAUUUUAUGAUACUUCCUAAGCUUGAGUUGUUAGAGGAGAAGAGUCCUGAAGAAACUAAUGCUAAUGUUGUUGAUAGGAAAAGGAAAUCGACAGACAGUAUUAAUAAGGGUGAAAGUCAGGUUCCUAUUAAAGUUAAAAGACCUUCAGUAGCGGAUGCUUCAUGUAAUACAGAAGAACAGAAUGAUAUAGAUGAUGAUCUACAUUUUGUUAAGAGUUUAGUGCCAUACUUUAGGAAAUUAAGUCCAAUUAGAAAGUUGUUGGUAAGGAAUGAAAUACAAAGUCUGUUGAUUAGAGAGAGUCUUUGUGAAAAUUGUAAGUUUGGUAAUAAGUCGACACAUAAGUGUUAGUAGUUCAGUAUUUAUUUAAAUAAUAGUUAGUUUUAAUGAAAGAAGCUGUGAUUUAUUAUUAGUUUACAUUUGUACCAUGUGCGUCUUAGAUUCUAAAGUGAAAGUUUAUCGGUAUUCAAUACUGGCAAAGUAAUAAUUAUACCCUUAUUUUAUUAUGA
This is a messenger RNA of Helicoverpa zea (corn earworm), 1296 nucleotides long. RefSeq lists its product as uncharacterized. Gene Ontology annotation, molecular function: DNA binding. Gene Ontology annotation, biological process: regulation of transcription by RNA polymerase II. Gene Ontology annotation, cellular component: nucleus; transcription regulator complex. The coding region runs from base 296 to 1138 and encodes 280 amino acids. The transcript is spliced from 2 exons. NCBI's taxonomy places the organism in Eukaryota, Metazoa, Arthropoda, Insecta, Lepidoptera, Noctuidae. The record is from RefSeq and is a predicted model, not a curated record.